AUGGCCAGGGUGCUGGGUGAUGGGGACCUGCGGCACCUGCURAAGCUGCACCGCACGGAGAUCGCCAUGGCUGUUGACGACGUCUUCCCACUGCUGCACGGCCUGGCUGAUCACAAUGUCAUCACGGAGCACAUGUUCAAGGAGACACUGAGCCGGACAGAGCGUGAGGGCUGCCACCGAGCACUGCACACCCUGCUCACCUGGCUGCUGGGCCGCGACACUGGGGCCAUCCGCAGCUUCUGGGCUGUCCUCUUCAAGGACUACAACCUGCAGCGCUAUGCUGGCCUCCGGCCCAUCCGCCGGCACUUCCCCACAGACAGUGACCCAGGGCAGCAGCAGCGCCGCGCUGGGCGACCAUCCCCCAGCCCACCAGGCCAGUGGUCCCAGGCCAAGAGGAAGCCCCGACCUCCAGGCAAGGCCAGGGCACCAAGAAGGUUGGAGAACGUUGAGAGCCGACGCUCACCCCGGGCCGCCGAGGGUGGCAUCCCAGUGCAGCGCCACGGGACGGGGAGCAAGAGCCGCAUCCCGAAGYCCACAGCCCGACCCAAGGUGGCCCCCACCAUGCAGCCACCGUCCCUACCUGGACCCUCUGCUUGUGUCCUCUCCCCACAGAGUGCCAGUGGUCCCCAGGCCCAGCUCCCCCCACUUGCUGCCCGUGCCCGACUCCCAGCCCCACACCAGCAGAAUGAGGACGAGUGUGCAGCGUGUGGCGACGGUGGAGAGCUCAUCUGCUGCGAUGGCUGCCCCAAGGCUUUCCACCUGGGCUGCCUGGUGCCCCCACUCACUGAGGUGCCCAGCGGGACAUGGCGGUGCCGCUCCUGCGACACCCAGCUCCACAGGCAGCCGGAUCCCACAGCGCAGGUGGAGCUGCUUGCCAGCACCGAGGAGCUAACACCAAGCACUGCAUGCAGCAUCUGUGGGGCUGGAGGCAACAUGAACUACUGCAGCCGCUGCCUGACAGCUUUCCACCCCUGCUGCCGCUUCCCUGUGCAUGGUGGCAGUGGCAGCCCCACAGGGGGGCUCAUGCUGUGCAAGUCCUGCAGUGUCAGCUCAGAAAUGACUCAGCUGGAGGGAGCUACAGUCGCUGGAGAGGAUGCACUACAGGCAGUGAAGGGAACUGAAGAGCCUAGCGGGGACCUGGUGCUAGGCAAGGAAGAGCUGGAUACGCUGCUAGGCGAGAGCUCCUGGGAUGGGAUCCUGCAGUGGGCUUUGCAGAGCAUGACACGGCCACGCGUGGAUAACGAUGGGAUCUGCAUGUAACACCAUAAGGGAACAGGGCAGCACAAGACAGCUCGAAAGUCGACAACGUGGCAGGA
Messenger RNA from Nothoprocta perdicaria, 1316 nucleotides. It is a transcript of the gene AIRE, whose product is annotated as autoimmune regulator. The record is from RefSeq and is a predicted model, not a curated record. Bases 1 to 1260 code for a protein of 419 amino acids. The transcript has 10 exons. Gene Ontology annotation, cellular component: nucleus; cytoplasm. Gene Ontology annotation, biological process: humoral immune response; regulation of transcription by RNA polymerase II. NCBI's taxonomy places the organism in Eukaryota, Metazoa, Chordata, Aves, Tinamiformes, Tinamidae. Gene Ontology annotation, molecular function: DNA binding; translation regulator activity; DNA-binding transcription factor activity, RNA polymerase II-specific.